AUAAUGAUAUGCGUUUAACUAAUUACACAUUGAUGAAAUAAUAAAAAAUUUCAUCCGUGAGAAGCUUGUGCGUGUGUAUAUAUGAAUAAGUGUAAGUAGUUAGUGCGACGGACCUCAGUAGUGUUAAAUUCUGAUUUGAACGUGUAGGUUUCGAAAUGGCUUUGUUGACAGAUCCAGGGGCAGGGUCAGGAAAAAUAAUAAAAUUUUUAUUAAGAUGGGAACGUCCGCUCUGUUUUCUUUUUUAUAUCAGUGGAAUUAUUUGGUUGUUACUUCUUGCCUUACCAACAUUUAAUGACAAUACUUAUUUCUCAGAGAAUGCAUUGUUACCAGGAUUAGUUACUAAAGAAAGUAAUUUGGAACAAACAUCAAAACAUUAUUAUCGCGAAUUGAUUCAUGAAAUGAAACGUUAUCCUGAUACAAUGCCAUAUGCUUGGCUGGCAGCUAAAUUAAAUCAGCUUCAGUUGGAUGUCUACGUACACAAUUUCUCAUUAAUAAAUCCAUUUCAAGAACAAAAAUUUACAGGACAAAAUAUAUAUGGAAUUAUAAGAGCUCCAAGAGCAGCAAGUACAGAAGCGAUUAUAGUUAGUGUACCUUUUAGACCAGUAAAUAGCAUUUAUUUAGACACUGCUCCCUCUAUUGCUCUCCUUCUUGCAUUUGCCAAAUUUUGUAGAAAACAGAAGUAUUGGGCAAAGGAUAUUAUAUUUUUAAUAACAGAACAUGAACAAUUAGGCAUACAAGCUUGGUUAGAUGCAUAUCAUGGAGUAACAAGUGGUAAUGAAGGUGUACUUAUACCAGGAGACCUUGCUGGUCGUGCUGGUUCCAUACAAGCUGCUAUUAAUUUAGAAUUACAUUCUAUGAAAAUUUCAUCCAUUGAUGUUAAGGUAGAAGGAUUGAAUGGACGCCUACCCAAUUUGGAUCUUUUUAAUCUAGCACAGAAUAUGAUUGCUAAAGGAGGAAUCAGACAUUCGUUUCAAAAACGUUUUGAUGUUAAAUACAAAAACAAAUUUAAAAACUGGUGUUAUCAUUUUAAUACCCUUCUCGCAAUGAUAGGUACGCAAGCUACUGGGAUUCCAACUGGUAAUCAUGGACUAUUCCACAGGUUUGGAAUUGAAGCAAUUACUUUGGAAGGUUUCGAGAAACCAGAACAACAGAACUCCGAUGAAAAUUUUUAUCAAGUUGGUCGUAUAGUAGAAAGUAUAAUUCGGUCGCUAAAUAAUUUAUUAGAACGUUUUCAUCAGUCUUACUUUUUCUAUUUACUUCCAUCCACUGAUACAUAUAUUUCUAUUGGUCUGUAUAUACGAUCCUUAGUUUUAAUUAUUGCUGGAGUGUUUAUAAAAGCAUUUUCCAUAUGGCAAAGGCUUCAAGUGUCCCCUCCUAUAGAGAAUAAGAAGAGUGCUACUACUACUAUUACCAAACAUUUAAAGAAAGAUGGAUUUGAUAUUGGAAUUAUAACUUCCGAAAUAUUAUGGGCGCAUAUUUUUGGAGUAAUAAUUGCUUCAUCACCAGGCGUAUUAACAUAUAUUGGUAGAAAGACAUGGAAUCUUCGUACAGAAGAUUCUAUAUAUUUUGGUUUUACAGCAAUAACUAUGUUAACUUUAAUGUGGCCACUUUAUCCUAAAAGGCAAAUGAAAUAUAAAAAUGCAGCUUUAAUUUGUGUAAUUGCAUCAGUAGAAUUAGCUACUGUAUUAAUGUGCGUAGCUAUGCACAAUUUUUCUUUAGCCCUUAUUGUGGCUGUAGUUUAUGUACCUGUGAUUUUACCAGUUACACCAAAGCAAAAAUCCAAUAGCAAAUGUCGCAGUUUACUUUCAUUUUUUUGGGUACUUUUACAUCCAUUUGUGAUCUCGAGUCUUCUCAUAAUAUGCUAUACAUACAUAAACUUCGCUACAGAUCCAUUUCUUUCAAUUUUGUUUCGUGGGUACCGUGCCACGAAGCAAGCAUAUGUAUUCAGUAUUAUGGACUCAAUGAUAUAUGGAAACUGGUUUUACAAUGUAACAGUUUCUACGAUGCUUCCCAUUUGGCUUUUGUUCUGGAAUAUCUUGUGUUCAAAUAGUAUAAUGCAUGCAUAAUAUGUAUAAAUUAUUUUUCAUUACAAGAAAACUAAUCAUUACAAUUUCAUGUAUUAUUAUCGGCUCUCAUAAUAUUAAAUAGAUGAGUGUUUCUUAUUGGAAGAAAGUUAUUAGGUUUAAUGAUACACUCAUCCCUCAAUUUAUGCGAAGUAUCUAUUCAACAUAGAUUCGUUUUACGUAAAUGAAAAUCAUGUAAAUAAAGUUUGUCAGUACAAAAAAAAAUAUUGAAAAUAAAAACUAAUACAUGUAAGUUUUAAAAAUACAUAUUUAUUUCAAAUAGCUUAACAAAAAAAAUGACAUAAAAAAUGUCGCAUAAAUUGAGAGAUAGGAGUACUUGUUUUAGUGGAGCAGUAGUAAAAUUCAAAUUAUAUAGAAAACAUAAGCAUACUUUUUACCCUUCAAAGAUACACAAAAUUGUGAAACAUUCUAUACAAUUAUUACAUUAAAUAUUAAACAAAAUUUUAAUAUCCUAUAGAGUAUUUACAGUCACUGUAAUUAUAAUUUGUAUACUUAUUAUAGAUGAACAUUCAUAUUCAUUAUUUUUUACAUAUUGUAUAAUUAUAAUGUGAAUUCAAGAUACAAAGAAAUACCCUAUUUGUA
Messenger RNA from Nomia melanderi (Alkali bee), 2666 nucleotides. RefSeq names its product glycosylphosphatidylinositol anchor attachment 1 (gene GAA1). The record is from RefSeq and is a predicted model, not a curated record. Gene Ontology annotation, biological process: attachment of GPI anchor to protein. Gene Ontology annotation, cellular component: GPI-anchor transamidase complex; membrane. NCBI's taxonomy places the organism in Eukaryota, Metazoa, Arthropoda, Insecta, Hymenoptera, Halictidae.